Molecule: messenger RNA, 621 nt
Organism: Ostreococcus tauri
Lineage: Eukaryota; Viridiplantae; Chlorophyta; Mamiellophyceae; Mamiellales; Bathycoccaceae
Product: SPX, N-terminal
Exons: 1
Coding region: 1-621 (206 amino acids)
Biological process (GO): cellular response to phosphate starvation
Source: RefSeq, a predicted model, not a curated record
AUGCAGACGCUCUCGAGCGAGCUGAAAAAGUUCAACGUGUUCUUCAUGAAUCGGGAAGAAGAGAUCGUCAUGAAGGAGGGACACAUGCAGCAAGUUUUUGAACAGAAUGAGGAGCGCAUCGCGAGCGCGAUCAACGCGGGCGCGUACACGAACGAGUGCCUACUGAGCGACACGCAACUGUGCCAAAAGUUUGCAAACUUUCACGGCGAGCUCGUGCUCCUCGAACACUGGACUAAUCUGAACUACGCGGCGUUGGUGAAAAUUUUGAAGAAGCACGACAAGCGAUCAAACUUGUCGCUGCGUUCACCCAUCCUUGGGAACGUUCUGCAGCAACCGUUCUACAACGUGGAGGUGCUCACCGCCAUGAUUGGACGCGCGGAGGAACGCUUCCGCACAAUCGAGCAACGCAUUCGAGGGUUCGUGGGCGAGCACGCCGCGCCGAGCGCGCUCGAGGGAAUGCCGCCGGUGAACCUUCGCAUCUCCUCGGAUGGGAGCGAAAUCAGCGACGACGAGGAAGACAUGUACUCGAUCGAGCACACCAAGGCGGCGCUCAACUGCUGGCAGGGGCUGGAGAAGAGCGAAUGCAUGAAGAACCCGCUCGGUACGCCCGUGGUGGAAUGA